GUAACCGUACCUGUCACUUCUUGAUCUUGAUUAAUGCACUAAUGCGAAUACAGUUAGGUUGAAUAUUUUAUGUGAUUUAGUAUAAUGGAUGUAUUAUCCUAACAGUAAUAUACUUGUAUUGUUAGCUUAAGCACUAAGCAGCAUCUGUGGAGCUCUGCAGCUCCAGAGGAAUAAACUUGCCCCAUUCUCAAUCUGUUCGGUAUUGUUGAUAGAACAGCAGUUUCCUAACCUUACUUUUAUUAAACUUAUGAAAGUAUAGAGACAAGAAACGCCUUGAUAAAAAUGACAGCCCAAACUUCUAUUAGUUUGGGAAGUUUAUAUGCUGAACUAAACAAGUUUUGUCAGAAUAAUGAUUUUGAAAGAGCUGUGAAAUCAGCUAACAAGGUGCUGCAUCACUACCCUGAAGAAACAAAAGCUUUCCACUGCAAGAUAGUAUCAUUGGUUCAACAAGACAAAUUUCAAGAGGCGUUACAAUCUAUCAACAAACAGCCAAAACUCUCCUCAGAUCUGUAUCUGGAGAAGGCUUAUUGUCAAUAUCGCUUGAAUCAAAUUCAGGAUGCUUUCAAAACUGUUAGUUCUGCACCUAAUCUCUCCUAUGAACUGAAGGAGCUGAAAGCUCAAAUACUAUACAGACUUGAGAGCUAUGAAGAAUGUUUUGACGUUUACCGCGAUAUUAUAAAAAAUACAAAUGAUGACUAUGAGGAAGAGAGAGAAACAAAUCUUUCGGCUGUCAUCGCAAAUAUGCUACUUGAUGGAUCAACAAAAAACAUCCCGGAGUUGAGAGAGCAUUCUUAUGAACUAGCUUACAAUGCAGCUUGCCAACUUAUUUCUCAAGGAAAGUAUGCUGAUGCAGAAAAGAAACUGAAAAUCGCAGAAAAGUUGUGCAGAGAAGCCUUGCAAGAGGAGGAAGAGGACGUGGAAGAAGGUUUGGGAAUAAUUAGAGCACAACAGGCAUACUGUCUUCAGCUGCAAGGCCGGGAAAAAGAAGCCCAAGCUAUGUACAAUGCCAUUCUCAAACGUAAACCAGAUGAUAUAGGAUUGGUGGCAAUAGCUAGUAACAACAGCAUCACACUCAAUCGUGAUCAGAAUGUUUUUGAUUCAAAGAAAAAAAUACGCAGUGCAAUGACUGAAGGGCUUCAAAAUAAACUCACUUCACGGCAAAGAAAAGCUAUUCGUAUCAACCAAUGCUUGUUGUCAGUCUACACCAAUCAGAAUGAGCUGACUACCCAGCUGUGCAAGAAGCUGGUGAAGGAUUACCCUGACACUGUUAACCUGACUGUCUUGGUCGAUGCUAUAUUGUUAGCCCGAGACGGCAAAGCCAAGGAAGCUGCCAACAUGUUAACUGAUUUUGCCUCAAAAAAUGCUUCAUUCAAAUUGGAGAUGAGCCUUGCAGCUAUCCAGCUGCUUCUUUCUGAGGGAAACGUCAAGGCAGCUUGUGAAGUGUUGAAGCAGCUUGACGACUCCAUCAAGUACAAGCCAGGCAUUGUGAGUGCUUUGGUGACAUUGUACAUGGCUCAAGAUCAAAGAGAUGAUGCCUCUAAAAUCCUUCAAAACACUGUGGACUGGCAUCGCAAAAACAAGGAUAGCAGCAGUGACCUGAGUGUUCUGUGGAGACAGGCAGCUGACUUCCACUUGCGUGGAGGAGAGCCAGCAGUAGCAGCCAAGAGUCUGGAGGAACUGCUAAGAGUCAAUCCAACUGACACCAAGACUCUGGCUCAACUAAUCAUAGCAUACGCUCAGUUUGACCCAUCAAAAGCUCAAGCUUUGAGUAAAAAGCUACCGAGUGUUGCUGACCUUACCCCUUCAAGUGAUGUGGACUCGUUGGAAACCUCAAACUGGAUGAUGGGAACUAAAGUAAUUAAGAAAGCUGUCAGCAAAGUGGAGCCUUCCCCAGGAAGUGAGUUACUUCAGAAGAAAAAGAAGCGAAGGAAGCGUAAGGGUAAACUUCCCAAAAAUUACGACCUUAGUUGUGAUCCAGACCCAGAGAGAUGGUUACCCAAACAUGAACGUUCAACUUUCCGCAAGAAGAAGGAUCGUCGUAACAAGGACAUAGGAAAAGGAACACAAGGUGCAGCUACUGGAGCCAUUGAUCAAUAUGACAUUACCAAGAUGCCGAGCCAGGCCAAACCUUCGCCCAAUCCUCAGAACAGUCCCGCCCCUGAUGCUAUUAGAGGACAGCAGCGCAAAAUACAACACAAGAAAAAGAAAAAGGGAGGAAAGUUUUAACUUGAUCAAGUGUUACAUAUUUCAGAGAUUAAAACUUCUUAUGCAAAAA
Molecule: messenger RNA, 2275 nt
Organism: Macrosteles quadrilineatus (aster leafhopper)
Lineage: Eukaryota; Metazoa; Arthropoda; Insecta; Hemiptera; Cicadellidae
Gene: Srp72
Product: signal recognition particle subunit SRP72
Exons: 12
Coding region: 283-2226 (647 amino acids)
Biological process (GO): SRP-dependent cotranslational protein targeting to membrane
Cellular component (GO): signal recognition particle, endoplasmic reticulum targeting
Molecular function (GO): 7S RNA binding; ribosome binding; protein binding
Source: RefSeq, a predicted model, not a curated record